Messenger RNA from Cricetulus griseus (Chinese hamster), 1854 nucleotides. The record is from RefSeq and is a predicted model, not a curated record. Lineage: Eukaryota; Metazoa; Chordata; Mammalia; Rodentia; Cricetidae.
ACAGGCACCAUGGCCAGCAGCAGGGGCCUACCACUCCUGCUGCUGUUGCCACAGCUGCUCCUGGGCCCUGUACUGGCUGUGAGGGCACCUGUGUUUGGCCAAAGUGACACCCACAGCCUGAGCCCUGAGGAGAAUGAAUUUGUGGAGGAGGAGCAGCCUGUGCUAGUCCUGAGCCCUGAGGAGCCAGAGCCCGGCCCAACCACCAUCAACUGUCCCCGAGAUUGUGCCUGCUCCCAGGAAGGCGUUGUAGACUGUGGUGGCAUUGACCUGCGUGAGUUUCCAGGCGACCUGCCGGAGCACACCAACCAUCUGUCCCUGCAGAACAACCAGCUGGAGAAGAUCUACCCUGAGGAGCUGGCUCGGCUGCAGCGCCUGGAGACGCUCAACCUUCAGAACAACCGCCUGACUUCCCGAGGGCUCCCAGAAGAGGCGUUUGAGCAUCUGACUAGCCUCAAUUACCUGUACCUGGCCAACAACAAGCUGACACUGGCACCCCGAUCCCUGCCAAACGCCCUGAUCAGUGUGGACUUUGCUGCCAAUUAUCUCACUAAGAUCUAUGGACUCACCUUUGGCCAAAAGCCAAAUCUGAGGUCUGUGUACCUGCACAACAACAAGCUUGCAGAUGCCGGGCUGCCAGACAACAUGUUCAAUGGCUCCAGCAACGUCGAGAUCCUCAUCCUGUCCAGCAACUUCCUGCGCCACGUGCCCAAACACCUGCCACCUGCCCUGUACAAGCUGCACCUCAAGAAUAAUAAGCUAGAGAAGAUCCCCCCUGGGGCCUUCAGUGAGCUGAGCAACCUGCGGGAGCUGUACUUGCAAAACAACUUCCUGACUGAUGAGGGCCUGGACAACGAGACCUUCUGGAAGCUCUCCAGCCUGGAGUACCUGGACCUGUCCAGCAACAACCUGUCGCGGAUCCCAGCGGGUCUUCCCCGCAGCCUGGUCCUGCUGCACCUGGAGAAGAACGUCAUCCAGAACGUAGAUGCUGACGUGUUGACACCCAUCCGCAGCCUUGAGUACCUGCUGCUGCACAGCAACCAGCUGCGGGCCGAGGGCAUCCACCCGCUGGCUUUCCAGGGCCUCAAGCGGCUGCACACAGUACACCUGUACAACAAUGCGCUAGAGCGCGUGCCCAGUGGCCUGCCCCGCAGAGUUCGCACUCUGAUGAUCCUGCACAACCAGAUCACGGGCAUAGGCCGUGAGGACUUCGCCACCACCUACUUCCUGGAAGAGCUCAACCUCAGCUACAACCGCAUCACCAGCCCACAGAUGCACCGGGAUGCCUUCCGCAAGCUACGCCUGCUGCGCUCCCUUGACCUGUCUGGCAAUCGCCUGCAAACCCUGCCUCCGGGCCUGCCUAGAAAUGUACACGUGCUGAAGGUCAAGCGCAAUGAGUUGGCUGCCCUGGCUCGUGGGGCACUAGCUGGCAUGGCCCAGCUACGGGAACUCUACCUCACAGGCAAUCGACUGCGUAGCCGGGCCCUAGGACCCCGUGCCUGGGUGGACCUUGCUGGUCUGCAGCUGCUGGACAUCGCUGGGAACCAGCUCACAGAGAUCCCCCAGGGGCUCCCCCCAUCGCUUGAGUACUUGUACCUGCAGAAUAACAAGAUCAGCUCUGUUCCUGCCAACGCUUUCGACUCCACUCCCAACCUCAAAGGGGUCUUUCUCAGAUUUAACAAGCUGGCCAUGGGCUCCGUGGUGGAAAGCGCCUUCCGGAGGCUGAAACACCUGCAGGUCUUGGACAUUGAAGGCAACUUUGAGGUUGGUGACAUUUCCAAGGACCGGGGCCACAUAGAUGAGGAAGAGGAAGAAGAGGAGGAUGAGGAGGAUGAGGAAGAGGAAACGGGACCGUAA